Sparassis crispa is the source of this 966-nucleotide messenger RNA. RefSeq lists its product as hypothetical. The transcript is spliced from 11 exons. Bases 1 to 966 code for a protein of 321 amino acids. Lineage: Eukaryota; Fungi; Basidiomycota; Agaricomycetes; Polyporales; Sparassidaceae. The record is from RefSeq and is a predicted model, not a curated record.
AUGCCUACCGUAACGAUUGAGACGAAGGUCGCGAUGCUGGACGCAAGGGACAAGGCCACGAACUCACAGUAUGCUCUCAAGUUUGUGAGCGCGGCGGUAAGCAAUAUGUUCGCAUCGGCGGUCAGCAACCCGCUGGAUAUCAUCAAGGUUCGCCAGCAACUGCGGACCCAAACUCCUGGUGCCAGACACAACUCUUUCUGGUCUGUAGGACUCCAGAUGGCGCGCUCAGAGGGCGUCCUGAGCCUCAUGAACGGCUUCUCUGCAAGCAUGUUACGUGAAGUGGUGUAUUCGGGUCUGCGGAUGGGCUCUUAUGAGUACUUCAAGGACACAUUAUUUGAUGCCUCGAAGGGUGCACUAAGCCGCGACGGUUUGGGUCUCAAAGUCGCCGCUGCUACAAUUGCGGCGACGUUAGGCUCCGCGCUCGCGAACCCCGCUGAUUUGGUGAAAGUGCGCAUGCAGGCAUAUUAUCCAGACGGCAGUCCAUACCGGCAUAUGCGCCAUGCGUUCACCGCCAUCUGGAAUGAGGGUGCGCACUCAUCCAGCAACACGAGCUCCAUGUCGGGUGGUCUUCGUGCACUCUAUCGGGGAACGGAAGCCACGACUCUUCGUGGGGUAGUGCUGUCCGCAACCCAGAUUUGUUCGUAUGAUCAGAUCAAACAGGUGUUUAAACGGCAAGGGAUCAUGGAAGAGGGUAUCGGACUCCAUUUUACGGCGAGCAUGUUUGCUGGGUUGUUCUGCUCUAUCACAUCAAAUCCUAUUGAUGUGGUCAAAGUACGAUUAAUGAACGACAAGGCUCGCGAGAUAAACGGCACGUUUGACUGUGUGAAGACUAUCAUGGUACGAGAAGGCCCGAUGGCAUUCUACAAGGGAUUUAGCAUGUGCUGGGCGAGGCUGGGGUCUCAUACCAUCCUCACAUUCGUCAUGUUCGAGCGAUUGAGGUUGCUAUUCGGAAUAGAUGCGCUGUAG